AUGGCUCACCUGGGUGAACGUAAAUGGACUCACGUGUUCCCUUUUCUGGUGGUCUCCCUGGUGUACUCUGUCAGUGCUGAAUACUCCAACUGCGGCGAGAAUGAAUACUACAACCAGACCACAGGCAUGUGCCAUGACUGCCCCAAGUGCGAGCCAGGCGAAGAGCCUUACAUGACAUGUGGAUAUGGCACCAAAGAUGAGGACUAUGGCUGCAUUCCUUGCCCUUCAGAGAAAUUUUCCAGAGGUGGUUACCAGAUAUGCAGGCGGCACAAAGACUGCGAGGGGUUUUUUCGAGCCACAGUCAUGACACCUGGAGAUCAGGAGAAUGAUGCAGAGUGUGGCCCUUGUCUCCCAGGUUACUACAUGCUGGAAAACAGACCUCGCAACAUAUACGGGAUGGUGUGCUACUCGUGCCUGCUGGCGCCUCCUAACACCAAAGAAUGCACUGGGGCUACCUCUGGCAUUUCGUCCAUUUUUCCAAGUACCUCUGGCACAAGCACUUUCUCUCCUUACCAGCAUGCUCACAAAGAUCUUUCAGGACAAGGACAUCUGGCUACAGCUCUUAUAAUUGCAAUGUCUACCAUCUUCAUAAUGGCUAUUGCCAUUGUCCUUAUCAUCAUGUUUUACAUUGUGAAGACAAAACCUUCUGCUCAAGCUUGCUGCAAGAGCCACUCAGUAAAAAAUGUUGAAGCUCAGGCUAACACACAAGAAGAGAAGAAAGAAGUGCAAGAAAAUGUUGUGAUAUUCUCUGAGAAGGAAGAGUUUGAAAAACUUACAGCAGCUCCAGCUAAGACUGUUAAAAGUGAAAAUGAUGCAUCUUCUGAGAAUGAACGACUUCUAAGCCGUAGUAUGGAUAGUGAUGAAGAAGCUGCAGUUGACAAGCAAGGGACUCCAGAGAGAUGCUUGUUAUCUUUAGUGCAUUUGGCCAGAGAUAAAUCUUCUACAAGCAAUAAAUCAACUGGGAUUCAGAGUCGAAGGAAAAAGAUACUUGACGUGUAUGCCAACGUAUGUGAUGUUGCAGAAGGCCUGAGCCCUACAGAGCUGCCAUUUGACUGCCUGGAGAAGACCAGCCGAAUGCUCAGCUCGACCUACAACACAGAAAAAGCCAUCGUGAAAACGUGGCGCCACCUUGCCGAGAGCUUUGGACUGAAGAGGGAUGAGAUAGGUGGUAUGACAGAUGGCAUGCAGCUAUUUGAUCGCAUCAGCACGGCAGGUUACAGCAUCCCAGAACUGCUCACCAAACUGGUGCAAAUUGAGCGGUUGGAUGCCGUCGAAUCCUUGUGUGCAGAUAUUCUGGAGUGGGCACAAGCAAUGCCUGCUCCUGAACCAGCAGGGACUUCCUGA
Molecule: messenger RNA, 1344 nt
Organism: Indicator indicator
Lineage: Eukaryota; Metazoa; Chordata; Aves; Piciformes; Indicatoridae
Gene: EDAR
Product: ectodysplasin A receptor
Exons: 11
Coding region: 1-1344 (447 amino acids)
Biological process (GO): positive regulation of canonical NF-kappaB signal transduction; positive regulation of JNK cascade
Cellular component (GO): plasma membrane
Molecular function (GO): signaling receptor activity
Source: RefSeq, a predicted model, not a curated record